CUAUUACUUCCGUUUUGUCACUGUGUUCACUUGUGAUUGGAAGUGAGCAGAGAGGAAUGAACUACUCACACACUUGAGCAAAUAUGCACUUCUUUUAGUCCGAGCUUGUUGAGUUGACAAACCUUUCGGUGGUCAAUGUCCUCGAAACUCAAAGAAGUACAAUUACAAGAACGCCAACUAGCUCCGCGGCUAGCUUGCCGUGAGAGCUAACAGCGAGUCCGUCCAGGACACCUGUCCAAAAAAAUGGAUUGUAUUUGUGAAAUACUUGCAGCUUUGGUGGUGUUGGCGAUUGUAGCUGUAAUUGUGUUUGUGAUGGCGGCGUACGUCACGGCCAGCGAGGCGAACCUGACGCGGGACGACAAGGAGAAACGCUUCCUUACCACGACCGGGACCACGGAGCUGUUCCCCAGUCUGCACGACCCCCCCUCAGUAGAACUCUCGGUGGUGGUCCCGGCCUACAACGAAGAGCUGCGUCUUCCCGUGAUGCUGGAUGAAGCCAUGGAAUAUUUGCAGAACAGGCAGAAACGACAUGCGUCUUUCACCUACGAGGUCAUUGUGGUGGACGAUGGCAGCAAAGACAAAACCACAGAGGUGGUGUUGCGGUACACCAAGAAGUACGGUGCAGAGAAAGUGCGGGUUCUGACGCUGGUCAAGAACCGGGGAAAAGGAGGCGCCGUGCGCAUGGGAACCCUGAGCUCCAGGGGGCGCCUCAUUCUCAUGGCGGACGCAGACGGAGCCACAAAGUUUGGCGAUGUCGAAAAGGUGGAAGGGGGCCUUAAAGAUCUCAAUCCCAAACCGGGCAACAUGGCCAUCUCGUGCGGUUCCAGAGCUCACCUGGAGCAGGAGGCGCUCGCUCAGCGUUCCCUGUUCCGCAACGUCCUCAUGCGCGGCUUCCACUUCCUGGUCUGGUUCUUGUGCGUGCGCGGCGUCCGCGACACGCAGUGCGGCUUCAAGGUUUUCACACGCGAGGCGGCGCUGCGCACCUUCUCUUCGCUGCACGUGGAACGAUGGGCUUUCGACGUGGAGCUCUUAUACAUCGCGCAGCGCUUGAAGAUCCCCAUCGCGGAGGUGGCCGUCAACUGGACCGAGAUAGAAGGCUCCAAGCUGGUUCCGUUCUGGAGUUGGCUCCAGAUGGGCCGGGACCUGCUCUUCAUCCGCCUGCGCUACCUGAUGGGAGCCUGGAAACUGCAGCCUCCAAUUAAGAGCGACUAACCAAUCAGAGGAGAGACUGUUUUGACUUGUGACCCAAUCAGAAGCCAGAUUUUUCUUCUUCUUUUUUUACUUAAAGACAGUGUGCUUGUACCUGCCUGCUUUUCCACAUGGAGGCGCCACUUAUGAUAUUGCGGUGGCUGCCAUUCGAAAGCCGUUAGAGCAUUUAUUCCUUAUCCUCGAUAUCCAUGUACUAGUAUCCUCUUUGUCCUCAUUAGUAAGACAGUUCAGCACACUUGUAGAAUGGACUGUCUUACUAGUACUGGUUUUCCCAUUACUACUACCACCCCUUUGGGCCUAAUAGUACCCAAUUAAACCUGACUUACAAACUGCCGUGUUGCACUAGUAACACUUCUCAGCCCAACUAGUAAGCAUGUCACACACACUAGUAGCCUGUUGGACCCUACUAUUAGCCCCAAAAUGCCCAGUCGUAGUUUUGCCUCACUAGUAGCAUCUAGUUGUCCCACUAGUAUGGCAAAAUACUAAUAGUUACAUCAGAAAGUUAACAUCUAGCACUUCACUAGUCGUGCUCGUAGUCCGCAAAUGUCAACGAGUGCAAAGUCAUGCCUCGCUAGUAGCAUGUAGUUGUCAAAUUGUGCAGAAAUAUACAGUAGUGGAAAAAAUUACUAGUAAGAGUCCUAUAUGUAUGUCAUGUACUAGUAUGCACACUUUGUCCUCACUCUAGUAGAAUGACUGUCGUCCUUGUAAAACCUUUCCACUACUAGUGCCUCUCUUUUGGUGUACCGGUACAACCUUAAGCUUGAUAUUUUUUCCACAAACUGCCAUCCACUACUGUAUGACAUUUCUCAACUAACUACGUGUUACUUGUGAGGCAAAAGUGUGCGCUAGGUGGUAAAAGAAUUUGAUACUUUUCUGCUAUAUUCUAUAUUCAAUACUAGUGCUAGUAGCAUACAGUUGUCAACAAGUGCACAGUUUUGCCUCACGAGUAGCAUGUAAUUGUCCUACUAGUGCAGACAAAGCGUGCACUUCAACCUUCCCAUUACCUAAUGAGUACCUUUUACACAGAUCAGUUGAAAUCGUCGUUGUACAUGGACCUCAAGUCACGUUUGCCUAUAUUGCCUUUCGGAGAAGUGGCAGUAAAACAGGCCAGAAUCCAGAUCUCAAGGAUAGGGAAUAAACGCUCGAGACGGAUUCCCAUAUUGCGGUGGCUGCCAUUUUGUGUGCCAAGUUAUUUUGUUGGUGAGAUGGGAAUGGCUCAAAAAAUAUUUGGGGUUGGUUGAAUGGAAGUAAUAAAAAAACAAAGGAACACUUA
Molecule: messenger RNA, 2482 nt
Organism: Phycodurus eques (leafy seadragon)
Lineage: Eukaryota; Metazoa; Chordata; Actinopteri; Syngnathiformes; Syngnathidae
Gene: alg5
Product: ALG5 dolichyl-phosphate beta-glucosyltransferase
Exons: 10
Coding region: 244-1212 (322 amino acids)
Cellular component (GO): endoplasmic reticulum membrane
Source: RefSeq, a predicted model, not a curated record